Messenger RNA from Plenodomus lingam JN3, 1374 nucleotides. RefSeq lists its product as uncharacterized. Gene Ontology annotation, molecular function: transmembrane transporter activity. Lineage: Eukaryota; Fungi; Ascomycota; Dothideomycetes; Pleosporales; Leptosphaeriaceae. The record is from RefSeq and is a predicted model, not a curated record. Gene Ontology annotation, biological process: transmembrane transport.
AUGUCGAUCACCUCCCCUUCUGCGUCUGGAAACUCUGUGAAAGGCUCUGGACCCUUCUUCCGCUCAGUACCUUUCCAGAUCCUGGUAGCAUGUGGAGUUUCAUUCACAGCGCCCGGUAUGUGGGACGCUCUUGGUGGACUGGGAGCAGGAGGAGCAGCUGAACCUUACGCUGUGUCUGCCGCCAACGCCUUGGUAUACGGUCUCUUCGCCAUUGUCUGUGUAGCAGCCGGUGCUAUCAACAAUCGUAUUGGUCUCAGAUAUGGACUUGCUCUAGGUGCCAUUGGAUACCCUCUGUAUGGUGCUGGAUUGUACACGAACAAUGUCAGCGCCAAUACCUGGUUCAUGCUCUUCGGAAGUGCGCUUUGCGGUAUCUCUGCUGGUUUCUUUUGGGCAGCAGAAGCUGCUAUUAUUAUCGGCUACCCGUCUCCGGGUGAUCGUGCCUUCUACCUGGCUGUUUGGCAAACCGCAAAGGCUGCUGGACCUAUUGUCGGAGGUGCAAUCAACUUGGGCCUCAACGCCAACAGGAAGACCAUAGGCUCCGUGUCAUCCACCACGUACAUCGUCUUCAUUGUCAUCAUGUGCCUUGGUCUUCCCGUCGCCCUGUGCCUCUCUCCGGCCCACAAGGUCUGGCGCAAAGAUGGCACCCGCAUCGUUACCGACCGCGCCUCUUCAUGGGGCAAGGAGUUCAAGGCAGUCGGGAAGCUCAUGAUCAGCCGCAGGAUCCUCCUUUUGCUCCCAGCCUUCUUCAUCAGCUAUUUUUACAAUGGCUUCAUGAGCACAUGGUUGACGACUUACUUUACCGUCCGCUCCCGCGCCUUCAGCAGCUUCUUCAACAACUUCGCCGGCAUCUUCAGCUCCUUUCUCAUUGCAUUCCUACUGGACAACCAAAAGAUCCACAUCAAGACACGCGCAAAGAUUGCCUUUUGCACCAUCAUCACCAUCCUCGUCGGCACCUGGAUCUGGGCCACCGUCCUCCAAAAGCAAUUCUACGACGCAAUCGAAGCCCCCGUCUUCGAUUGGUUCCGCGGCGGCUUCGGCAAAAGCUACGCCCUCGUCUUCUUCUGGCAAUUCGGCGGCCAAGCCUUCCAGCAAUUCCUCUACUGGCUCGUUGGUCAGUACGCCACCGAUCUGUCCAAUCUCAGCCAUCUCACAGGUAUCCUGAGAGGUACCGAGGCGCUCGGGCAGACUGUGGCCUGGGCCAUGCAGUCCGAGGGCGGGGCGAACCAUUUUGUUAGCAUCGGACUCAACUUUGGUGUCACGAUGCUGUGUAUCUUUCCGACAUGGAUUGUGCUUUCCGAGUUGGAGGGUAGCCAUGAAAUUCGCGUCGUGGAGAAAGAUGCGCAGGCGGAAGAGAAGCUGGCUGUUGAAUCGUGA